This is a messenger RNA of Notechis scutatus (mainland tiger snake), 1291 nucleotides long. RefSeq names its product WAP four-disulfide core domain 1 (gene WFDC1). The record is from RefSeq and is a predicted model, not a curated record. Lineage: Eukaryota; Metazoa; Chordata; Lepidosauria; Squamata; Elapidae. Gene Ontology annotation, biological process: regulation of cell growth. Gene Ontology annotation, molecular function: peptidase inhibitor activity. Gene Ontology annotation, cellular component: extracellular region.
GCCAGAUGUUGAGACAAAGGUCUAAAAAUAAUCUUUUCAUCUAUCUUUCCUUGGGAAGCUGGGUGGCCAGGGAGAGGUGGAGAGAUCCUGGCUUGGGAGUAAUCGCAAGAUUGGGAGCAACGGAUCCAACUUGGAGCAAGGAACUUACUGGCAAGGCAACCGCAUCCUUUCUGGCCCCAGAUUUGAACCCUUUUAAGGACAAACCGUCUGGGAAAGAACAGAAUUUGACUUCGGAGGAUUAGCCAACUUCCAUCCCUGCUUUUCUCUUUUCUCCUGCAAAAAAAAUCUGAAGCAAAUUUCAUCCUCCACGGGGUUUGCAAUUUUCAUUUUUUUGCUUUUUUGGGAUAGACAGCAGAAGGAGAGCGUAGAAAUGGGGAGCAACCUGCAUUUUUGCACCAGGUUCCUUACAACUACUUUAUGCCUGGUGUUCCUACUCUACCCAUCCUGGAACUGUGCAAAGAGGCGCUGGAGAAGGCAGCUGAAGGCUUCACCACUGAAGCUGGUGGAGAAUUAUGAUGAUUAUGAGGACUCCCUUCAUCCCCAUAGUGCACACUACCAGAAGAAUGACCGGUGUCCGCCACCAUCGCAGACCUUACCAGAACGAGCGUGUGAAGUACCCAGCUGUCGGUCAGACUCUGAAUGCGAGAAACACAAACGUUGUUGCUACAAUGGAUGCAUCUAUGCCUGCUUAGAAUCAGUGCCUCCACCCCCAGUUUUAGACUGGCUGAUUCAGCCCAAACCUCGCUGGUUGGGAGGGAAUGGCUGGCUCCUCGAUGGUCCAGAAGAAGUCCUACAAGCUGAAACAUGCAGUACCACCGAGGAUGGAGAUGACCCACUUCAUUGUCCAACGGGAUUCGAAUGCCACAUCAUUCACCCCGGGAACGCUGCUGAAGGCAUCCCCAAUCAGGGACAGUGCAUCAAGCAACGUGGGAACUCUGAUGGGUGGAAUCUAAGACCCAAAUACUACAAGGACUAUUUUGGGCACAGUUCCAGCAACAUGGUAGGUUAUGUGAAGCAAACGCAGAAACAUCUGGGUUAACUCAAGGAGGAUUCUUCUGACCAGCCUUGUGUGAUGUCAAAGGGAAAAUAAUAAUAACAUUGGAUGGGCAAAGAGUAACCAUAACCGAGGGAGAAUAAACCAGGAGGACAAACGUUUUUAAUCUGCUGGUGCCAGGGUAGUUUCAAUUUCUUUCUAAUGUGCCUCAUAUUGACAGGGAAAGGGGUUAGAAUGGUCUUCUUAUCAUUAUUGAAUUGAAUUCUUUAUUGUCAUUGUACGUAUAUACCCAGUAUA